AUGUCAGGAUCCUCUCCCUCGCAGUCGGAUUCCCAACCACGACAAGAGCACCUACCAACAUGUCUCUCGGUCCACAUCGAAGAAAACCUCCACCUGAAAGACCUCGAAUUGAUGAUGAACUGGUGCACAACAACCUACAAAUCCAUGGCAGGGGACUCCGCUUCUGAGCGAAUAUGGCAAAUUAACAUCCCCCAGCUCUCCCUCUGCUACCCAGCCCUUCGCCAAGGGAUCCUCGCCCUCUCAGCGCUGCACCUCGCCUCAACAAGCACAUCUUCCCAACGGUGGCGAUACCUUGACACAGCACGCUCGUACCAAGCGCAAGCGCUGAUAGGCCUCCAAACUGAGAUUGACGAAGACACACCGGAGACAGAAUGUCAAGCGACCUUCGCGCUGUGUUGCGUCAUGGUUGUGUUCACCUUCGGCUUCUGCCAAAUUGACUGCAAAAACGACUCAGACGCAGAACAGCCCGACGUGCUGGACGAGUUCUUCGAGGUAUUCCAGUUAACUCGGUGGCUAAUCAGCAUCCUGGUGACCUCGAUGGAACGCAUCAGAACGGGAGAGCUGAACCCGCUCUUCCACCCUGAAGAGCCGCUCCCAACCAUGCCGGACAUGUCGCGGCUAGUGGUUCUCUCACUACAGCGACAGAAUGACACAGAAGCCAUGCGGGAUCCGACGCACCAGGCGGAUCUGUACGACUCGGCCAUUGAACAUCUCAGCCAGGCGCUCGAGAAGCUGGUGAAAGGUGGCGAGCCGAAGGUGUUUGCCUUGUGGUGGAGUUUCCAAAUCCCGGCGGAAUUUUUAGAGCUGCUUGAGGCGCGCCGGCCGUUUGCGCUUGUUAUUCUAGCGCAUUAUGCAGUAAUUCUGCAUCACCUGAAGAGUUCGUGGUGGAUGGGGGAUUGGGGGAAUAGGAUUCUGCAGGAAAUUGGGAACAUUCUUGAACCGGAGUGCCAAGACCUUAUCAACUGGCCGAUUGAUGCGACGGGGUGCUUCCUUCCAAGGACUGAGGCACGAGUGCAAGUGAUAUCCCCGCUUAGCUUUUGA
Penicillium digitatum Pd1 is the source of this 1041-nucleotide messenger RNA. Its product is annotated as Zn(II)2Cys6 transcription factor. Gene Ontology annotation, biological process: regulation of transcription by RNA polymerase II. Lineage: Eukaryota; Fungi; Ascomycota; Eurotiomycetes; Eurotiales; Aspergillaceae. Gene Ontology annotation, molecular function: DNA-binding transcription activator activity, RNA polymerase II-specific. The record is from RefSeq and is a predicted model, not a curated record.